Copidosoma floridanum is the source of this 1269-nucleotide messenger RNA. RefSeq lists its product as uncharacterized. The record is from RefSeq and is a predicted model, not a curated record. Gene Ontology annotation, molecular function: transmembrane transporter activity. NCBI's taxonomy places the organism in Eukaryota, Metazoa, Arthropoda, Insecta, Hymenoptera, Encyrtidae. Gene Ontology annotation, biological process: transmembrane transport.
UGAAACUCAGGCAAGACAUUAAAUCCAAUGAUGUUUUAUUUAUAGUAAUAAAUAAGAUUAUCGAUUCACGGUGGAUUAUAUUCGGCUCUUUCGUAUUUACGGCAAUUUUCGUAUCGUUUACAUCAAAUGUAUUACUUUCGUUUGUCUCAAAUAUUACCCAACGCACGGUAUCAAAAAUUGAAACCAAAUUUAUGAGCGAAGUCAUGAGCGAAGCAUGCAGGGCUGUACUCCGAUUUCCUCAAGCAACAAAACUGACCAUAUUAUUUACAAUCACGAAACUUCUAGUAUUAGCUUUUGGAAUCACUGUGUUUUUUCAUUUACUUUCUCUUGAUUACUUCGAGUUUCCGUCAUUAUUACUGCUACUUCUUCAUUGUCUGAAUAUAUGUGGUACAAUAUGGCUUCAUUCAGUCAUAGAUUUAUUCCGACACAUGGUACUUUGGGGAACAUUCUGCAUUUGGUUUCAAACUAUGGAUAAAUUAAAUGUUCCACGUGGAUUGGUAUCGAGAAAUGUAGUUACAGCGUUAAGGUAUCAUAUUGGAACAGCUGCUUACGGAUCUCUUAUUUGGGUUACUUUUCCAGAUAUAUACAGAAUAAUUAAAAAUUCGAAUAAACCUUACCGCACCAUUUUUUCACUUUAUAAAAGAGUGCAUGAAAUUAGUAUGGGGAUAACUUCAAUUUAUGGAAAAAGUUUUAAAGAAUCUGCGGACACAGUUUGUCAGCUUUACUCACAAUUGCCGGAAUGCUUUUUUUCUGUAUCCAAGAAAUUUCUACUAGCUGCUAUAGUUUUGAAUGGAAUUCUUUCUUCAACAAUCAUAAUAUCGUCCGAAAUCAUUUUCUACUCUCUAAGUAUUUCAUAUGACGUCCAAGUAACGGUGCUUUUAAUUUUGGUGAUUUUUAUUAUCGUCGUGACUGCACCAGUGAUCGUAAUUCUCAAUGCAGCUGUAAUAUCACGUUUAUUUUGUACUCUGAAAGUUUUUGAGCACAAUGAAAAGGACAUAAGAAAAACAUUCACUACAGAAUUCAACCAAGACAAUUUCUUGAAACAUUCAAAAAAGGACUAAGCAAAGCACAUCAGUGCUCAUCACUCGUCACAAAAGAGAACUUAAAUACGCAUUUGAUGUGUUUCUUCAGAUUGUUACUUUGUAUUUUGUGGAAUUAUUAGUGUGUAUAAUAAAUAAUUAAAUUAAAUUUGAGUAAUAGUAAUCUAAUACUUUAACUUUUUUUAAACAAAAAAAAAUAAUACAUAUUUUAUGGGUGAGGAUACCAAAG